CAUUCUUUAUCUAUUUCAGAAACAUAUGAUGUCUAUUCAAGUUUUGUGAUAGCUACAACAUUUCUGUUCAUCGGGCAUUUCUCUGUAUUAGUUCGGAUUCGGAAUUUUAAUUCUCUGCUGUGUUUUGUUACUUUAAAACUUCAACUUUCUAUAAUAUAUUUUGUAAAAUUCAGUUAAACGUUUUUCUCUGUAGGUUGGAUCAUAAGCAUUGCCAAAAAUGACGUCAGACAAUGAAACUGAGAUUUACUGGUUAGGAAUAGAGAAAGAAAUUAGAAUUUUCUUUGGAGAGUAUUACCGAAUACAUGCUUAUAUUUCAACAGUCCUGAGUGUGUUUGGGAUUAUUGGUAAUGUUCUAAACGUGUUCAUUUUGACAAGGAAAAAAAUGAUCUCAACAACGAAUAUUUUACUGACCGCCCUGGCAGUGUCUGACGGUCUGAAGUCAUUAGUUCAUAUUCCAUUUAUUAUAUUAAACUAUGAUUUAUUUGUCAAGACGCCUCAUCCUUUUAGUAUUUCUAGCUAUUCAAAGUUCUAUUCUACUGUAGUCGUUAUUUUCCAUAGUGCAUCUAUUUGGCUGACUGUUUCGUUGGCGAUUUUUAGAUACAUCGCCGUCAGGUUUCCAUUAAGAGCUACCACCUUGUGUAGCCAAAAAAGAGCUAAACUGACUAUCUUUGUUGUUUGUCUUUUGAUUACUGUUGUUCGUAUUCCUAAUUUUCUGGAUUAUACAUAUGUCUAUCCUGUUUAUAAUAAUGUGUCCCACUGGGAUAUACGUGACAGAGUGGAAGAAUACGAUUUUAAUCAAAGGUUUACCAUCUGGUUUUCAGCCCUGUUUGUCAGACUUCUUCCAUGUUUAUUGCUUUUAGUUUUAAGUAUUUUACUAAUCCAAGAGCUUCGAAGAGCAUCGGAAAGUAGGUCAAAUUUAAGUGGUCAAGGCACCAUCCAAAAACAAAUGAAGACCAACAGGACCACUGGAAUGUUGCUGGUCGUGGUGGUACUAUUUAUUGUGAUUGAGUUGCCGCAUGGAAUUCUUCUGCUACUUGUUGCGAUCCACAGCAACUUUUUUGACUCCGUAUAUUUUCCGUUAGGAGCUUUGAUCAACGACAUCACUUUGCUGAACAAUGGAAUUAACUUUGUCAUCUACUGCACAAUGAGCCAAAAAUUUAGAGAUACUUUCAUGGAAAUGUUCUCCUGUUGCGAUUGGAAGUCUAAAUGCCUACACAAUACUACGUAACAUUUGAACGGUUUUUAAAAGAGGCUUGCAGUGCUGGGU
Biomphalaria glabrata is the source of this 1267-nucleotide messenger RNA. RefSeq names its product sex peptide receptor-like. Gene Ontology annotation, biological process: G protein-coupled receptor signaling pathway. Gene Ontology annotation, molecular function: G protein-coupled peptide receptor activity. The transcript has a single exon. The coding region runs from base 218 to 1228 and encodes 336 amino acids. Lineage: Eukaryota; Metazoa; Mollusca; Gastropoda; Planorbidae. The record is from RefSeq and is a predicted model, not a curated record. Gene Ontology annotation, cellular component: membrane.